Notothenia coriiceps (black rockcod) is the source of this 1460-nucleotide messenger RNA. RefSeq names its product RNA-binding protein 26-like. The transcript has 7 exons. The coding region runs from base 387 to 1460 and encodes 357 amino acids. Gene Ontology annotation, cellular component: nucleus. NCBI's taxonomy places the organism in Eukaryota, Metazoa, Chordata, Actinopteri, Perciformes, Nototheniidae. The record is from RefSeq and is a predicted model, not a curated record. Gene Ontology annotation, molecular function: RNA binding; metal ion binding.
AAAUAGUCGUCAUGGCAUGUUAGCUGGAGAGGGGAUAAAGUAGCAAGUUUAGCUUGUGUACGUCAAUAAGUUCAACUUAUAUAAAUACUUUACAAUCUUACCGGUUAGCUGAUCCGACGUAAAUAAGUAAUAUAUUACCCCCUUCUGCAUUUCCAUUGUAAAUACAUUACGAGAGUCGAGGAAUCGUGCAGCACGUUUGUGGCCUGGAAAGACGCAUGCUAGCGUAGCUAAGCUAGCCAACCCAAACGCGGCUGUUGAGCUAAGUCCACUGAAGUGGCUAGUUUCACUAGCUAAUGCCGACUAUCAUUUUAAUCAUAUAGACUCUACUUCGCCCCAGAUAGUAUUAAUUCUGGCCGUCGUGGAGGGAAAGUUUGGUUGGAUCUAAAAUGAUAAUUGAAAACCUUGAUGCCUUGAAAACAUGGCUGUCUGAAACCCUCGAGCCCAUCUGUGAUGCAGACCCUUCUGCCCUCGCCAAGUAUGUUGUUGCUUUGGUGAAGAAAGACAAAAGUGAAAAGGAACUUAAAGCCCUUUGUAUAGACCAGUUGGAUGUAUUUCUCCAGAAAGAGACACAGCCUUUUGUGGAUAAGCUGUUUGAAGCCAUUGACAACAAAAACUACCUCCCGCAGCCAGAGCCACCAUCCACUCUGAUCAAAGUUGAGAAAGACGAGCAGAAAAAAGAUGAGACAAACCGAGAAGACGAUCGGGAGAAGAAGGUUCCUCGCCGGGUGAAUCACAGCCCACCGCAAUCAAGCUCUCGUUACAGCAGGGAUAUCAGUUCAAGGAGAGGAGAUGAUCGCAAGAGAGACGACCGUUCCAGGAAGAGGGAAUAUGACCGCGUCCCACCAAGGAGGGACUCGUACAGAGAUCGCUACAAUCGCAGAAGAGGCCGCAGUCGCAGUUACAGUCGUAGCCGAAGCCGGAGCUGGAGCAAGGAUCGAACCCGAGACAGAGAGAGAGAUAGAAUUCGUAGCAGGAGCCGGUCACAGAGCAGAACUCGGUCUAAAAGUAGAGAACGGGAUUCGGGAAAGUUGAAGUUAGAUCUGGCCCCGGUCCGGCCCGAGGGGGGGGAUGGCUACACCCCAGCAGCCUUGGUUCCCACUGCAACCACCUCACACUUCCCCGUGCCAACACUGAGUAGCACCAUUACAGUCAUUGCCCCCACACAUCACCAUAGCAACAACACCACUGAAAGCUGGUCGGACUUCCGUCCUGGGCCUCCUGUGGAUCGUGUCCUUUUCAACAGGGGCCCGCCCCCCCAACAGAGGAAACGCUGCCGGGACUAUGAUGAAAAGGGCUUCUGCAUGAGAGGAGACAUGUGUCCUUUUGACCAUGGAAGUGACCCAGUGGUAGUGGAGGAUGUCAAUUUGCCCAAUAUGCUGCCCUUCCAACCUCCACCACUCCCAGGUGUGGACACCCCACCGCCUCCAGGCCUCCCCCCACCNCAAAAAACAGAACCUUGA